AUGACUUCAGAAUUUAAUCUAUCUCCUUCUGAUGCACACCCUGAGACAAUGGAUUUCCUUUCACUUGCUUGGUGUAACUUUGCUGUACAAGCUCUGAAACCUGAACCACAACAUGGUUCACUUGUUCUACUUGAUAAUUCUAUGAAUCAAUUUGAUUCUAGUAGCCCCAUGUCUCAGCCUACAAGUGCUGGUGGAAUGGAUGAUGCAGAUUUCAUGUCUAUACCUCCGAUGAAGUCUAAUAAUGAUCUUAAGUCAUGGAUAUGGAUGCAGCAAGCUAUGCAUCCUGAAUUGAAUUACAAAAGCAGUUUAAGAAAAAAAUGGGUGCCAUGGAAGCAGAUACUACCAAUGAAAGGCAUGUCAAUAAAGAAAUGGUUUAAGGAGAUAAAGGUGAAGAGGAAAGAAGAGCAAAGAUUGCAAAGAGCAGAAGUGCAUGCAGCAAUGUCCAUUGCAGGAAUUGCAGCAGCACUUUCUGUAAUUGCUUCUGAAAAAUCAAAGAAAGAGUCAGAUGAAGAUAGAGAAUCAGCAAUAGCUUCUGCGGCUGCUAUGGUAGCUGUUCAGUGUGCAAAAGUAGCUGAAGCCAUGGGAGCUAAGAAAGAAGAUCUUAGAAGUGUUAUUGGCUCAGCCAUGAAUGGAACAAGUGCUAGUGAUAUCUUAACUCUCACUGCUGCUGCUGCAACAUCAUUAAAGGGAGCAGCCACACUUAAAGUAAGAUCAGGAUGCAAUAACAGAUUGAAUGGAGGAUCACCCAUGUUGCCAAUUGAAGAAAAGUAUGAUUUGGAUUUUGAUUUUGAAAAAGGAAGAUUGAUUCUUGCACAAGGUGCUGAGUUGUAUGUGGAAUCACCAGAAGGGAAGUACAUGCCAAGAUCAGUGUCAAUAAUCCUCAACAGUGAAGCCAAGGUUGUACUGAUGAUGAGGAAACAUAAUCUACUAAAAAGCAAAAAGGAAAGUAUUAUAAUGAACAUGCAUGCAGAGCUGUAUAAAGGUUCAAAAACUGAGGAUGAUCAUACAUGUUAUUUGAUUGUUUUGGCAACAAGAAAAGGAACUUUCAAGAUAGACAUGGUGGAUGAUCUUCGUCGUUACAAGACAUGGGUCACUACUAUCAAUCAUAUGCUCAAGAUUUCAUCUUCUUUUGCUAAAUAUGAGCUCCAAUUUUACUGA
Messenger RNA from Vicia faba (fava bean), 1158 nucleotides. Lineage: Eukaryota; Viridiplantae; Streptophyta; Magnoliopsida; Fabales; Fabaceae. The record is from the annotation of a GenBank genome assembly.